Messenger RNA from Glarea lozoyensis ATCC 20868, 1182 nucleotides. RefSeq names its product Protein kinase-like (PK-like). The record is from RefSeq and is a predicted model, not a curated record. The transcript is spliced from 3 exons. Bases 1 to 1182 code for a protein of 393 amino acids. Lineage: Eukaryota; Fungi; Ascomycota; Leotiomycetes; Helotiales; Helotiaceae.
AUGGCACUCAACCAAACCGAAAAAGAAGCCAUCGGCGUCGAAGUAACAGCCGAAUUGUCAAAAACCACCUACGCAUGCACUUCCCUGACCGUCCUCAGCGGCGGGACUGCAAACUUCAUAUUUCGAGGCACACUCGUCAUGCCUUUGCCCGACGGCUCGCAGUCUAUCAUCAUCAAGCAUCUGAAAGAAUACGUAGCCGCGAACCGGAAUUUCAAACUAGAUGUAUCGCGCAGUGUAUGCUUCUCAAUUCCAUCGACGCUUGAUUUCGAAGAAAUGAUGCUCAACGUAAUGGAUUCCUUCCCAGCCGUGAUAACAGACAAUUUCUCCGUCAGGACACCGCAUCUACAAUACUCCAACUGCAACACGAAUACCCAUAUCCUCGAGGAUCUAGUGGGGACAAUGGAUAUGAAAACAAUGCUGGUAACAGAUACUAAGUAUGAUGUGCUAACCCAGCCGAUGUGUAUAGCCAUAGGGCGUGCUCUUGGGCACUGGCUUCGUGGGUUUCAUAAUUGGACUUCUGCGCCGGGACAGGUCGAUUUGAGAGAUUAUAUGAGUGGGAAUAAGGCGAUGCGGGAGGUGAGGUAUGGGAUUAGCUAUGGAGCUUUUAUUGAUGUUGUGCGUAAGUUUCCGGAGAUUUGGGAGGAAAAUAGAGAGGUGUUGGAACGGGUUAAGAAUAUGGCGGCUGCGGAAUAUGCGAAUACCAACUUGCAAGAGACGGAGGAGAGCUGGACUAUUGUACAUGGCGAUUUUUGGUCCGGGAAUGUCCUGACUCCAGAUCCCACGACUUUCCAGAAUCAACAGUCAGAAGGAGGAAAUGUCUUCGUCAUCGACUGGGAGCUUGCUCAAUAUGGUCGAAAAGAAUAUGAUCUUGGUCAAAUGAUUGGGGACCUCUAUGAGCGAAAGCAUUUCGAGGGUCUCGGUAGCGCUCUCUGGAUCCUACAAGCCUUUGUCUCUGGUUAUGGUGUUCUCAGUGACAAGAUGGCUUUUCGAACGGCUAUUCAUGCAGGUGUACAUUUGAUCUGCUGGUACAUCAGACGGGACCCAAAUGCUCCAUUCACGGAAGCUCCCGAGCAGAUCCAAGAUGCGAUACGCAUUGGAACUGACUUCAUCGUUAAGGGAUGGAUGAGAGAUCUGACAUGGUUUGAAGGUAGUCCCCUGGCGUGCUUAUUCAAACAUGGUUGA